Molecule: messenger RNA, 501 nt
Organism: Mytilinidion resinicola
Lineage: Eukaryota; Fungi; Ascomycota; Dothideomycetes; Mytilinidiales; Mytilinidiaceae
Exons: 1
Coding region: 1-501 (166 amino acids)
Source: RefSeq, a predicted model, not a curated record
AUGAAGAUCCCGCAGCUAGUAAAUACAGCCUCUUCGCCAAUGAUGCUACAUUACCCAUCUCUCUCACCCUCGUUUAUGUCUUUACAGGCAUUACAAAUACAGUCAACCCACUCCCACCCUCCUCCCAUCCCCUUUUGUCUCCCACUCCCGCAACUAGCACACCCUCGCUCGGUUGCUCGUAGACGGCGGGAUGUGCUUCCAUCACCUUGCCUCUGGGUGCUAGCGCCCUCUCCACAACCCCCCUCGGCUUCACCGUCCCUUUGCACCGUCCAAUUCCCACUCAUACCUCGCUCUUCGAGGCCUCCAACUCCAACCGCUGUUUCCGCAUCUACCUCACUGCACCUACCACCGCUAUGCGAACCCCCUCAGAUCUCUCGUCCCCCGCCACCGCGCGACCUCUUCCCGCGCACUAGGAGUAGUCGGCGGAGGGAGGUGGUGACCGCCGCUCCGUUACCCGUAGAUAACGGCAAAGAAGACGGGGAUCCAUGGGUUGUUAGGUGA